This is a messenger RNA of Penicillium psychrosexuale, 1137 nucleotides long. RefSeq lists its product as uncharacterized. Lineage: Eukaryota; Fungi; Ascomycota; Eurotiomycetes; Eurotiales; Aspergillaceae. The transcript is spliced from 3 exons. The record is from RefSeq and is a predicted model, not a curated record. Bases 1 to 1137 code for a protein of 378 amino acids.
AUGUCCAUCAUCCUUGAAGACAACCACCCCCCUGCGGUGCUCCGUUUCGGUCCCACAUGGUACCAUGAGAUUCCUUUUUUACCCUAUGGAUUGGAGACAACCAUUGAUCGAGGAUCUGGAUCACUCAAACAUGCAGCAAUGAAAGCUCUGCUACGGGACCAGUCGGCGCUAAAGCCUGAGCUGUUUGAAUACGUUCACUGGUAUUUGGCAAAAUACCUGUGGGAUGCUCUCAAAAAGUACAACAAGCAGACAAUGCACAUGUGGAAAAUAAUGGCCAGCAAUUAUCCUGUACAAUUCUAUGAGAUUAGUCCUUACUACUGCCUCAAUGCUGGCUGUCCCAAAAAGCCACUGAGAGACUACAUGGGUAUUCUCAAUAGCGAUGACCUUCGCUGGCGUGCAAUCCUGACAAUUGCAACCAUGUACUGUACCGCCUCAGACCUCACCACUAUACCAAACAUCAAGAAUUUGGUUGCCUUGGACGUUUACCUGGGCGUUAGCAACGACUUGCAAGAUGGAUUUGUGCGUGGUUGGAUUGAGCCCGAAGCACUACAGCACCUCCGUAUUCUCAGGUUCUACCAUCAACGCGAAAUAACCGUUGCGGCAGUGGAAGCUCUACGUGAGCUACCGGAGCUCCAGCUUAUUGUGGCGUACGAGUGUAAGAAUAUCACAGAGACGAUUCAAAAAUACGAUAGGCCCGCGAAUAACAUCAUUCCCAUAAAGGGAUGGUCGGCCUGCAGACUCGAUUGGUAUUGGGAAACUCACGGAACAUCAAAAACAAUCGACGAUAAUCUCUUGGCCUUGUUUCAUGUGUACCAGGCUAGUCUCCAAACACCCGGAGACGAGCAUUCGAAAAGACCAUCAUCCUUACCAACGAAUCUCCCGAUUUUGGAAUUCAAACUACCAACUGUGGACCACAGCAGAAGAGACAAGAUUGUUGUCCGCUCUCGCUAUAAUGCCAAGUCAAUCGUAUUGUUCACUCGAGAUCCUGUGAAGCAAAAGCUUGAUAUCGAGAAGCGACGUGCAAGAGAUAAGAAGAGGACUGAACCACCCGAAAGGGGAGAUCGUCCUGCCAAGCGAGCAGUCAUGAAAGAGCGGGGACCGAUGGACAUUUCCAAGACUUUAAAUCAGUUCUUUUGA